AUGGUCUAGGCGUUGGAUUUACUUAUAAGAUCAAAGCUAAGGACUGGUUGGGAUUGCCAGCCAUAGAUGCUGCUGUGUCGAAAGCUUGUCAUUUUCUUUGACCGUCUGCACGCUCGAAAUCGAAACGGCGAUUCAGGAGUGCGUUUAGUGCCAUCAAUAUGCUAUUCCUGUGCCCACGCCUUGGACUAAUGUCCUCCUCCGCUUCCAUCUUCAGAUAAGCAACGAGAAGUGAAACAAUAUCACACACGCCGAGAGCUGAAAAUGUACGUCUUUCCCUCCGCACACACCCAAUUUCAGCCUUGUUAUUUUAUAUACCAGAAGCACCCACUUAACGUUACCCAAUGCCAGCAUUCCCAUAAUCUUCGUAACACCCCAAAAGUGCCCCGUGAAUUGGCGUUGGACCACCCGAUGUUCGAUGAAAUGCCUGUUUCAGACAAAGACACGUUUACCUGGAACAGUAUUAUCCAAGCUCACCUUGCCAGUGGAGAUCUCGACCUUGUUAUUUCAACAUACCGACAAAUGCUGCUUCGGGGUACUGUUCGUCCGGACAGGCGCACUCUCCCUCGCGUCUUGACUGCUUCUCGCCUUCGUGGCGAUAUAUUUAUCGGCAAACAGCUUCAUGGGCACGCUUUCAAGCUUGGGUUCUCUUCCGACCACUAUGUGGUUAGUGCCUUAAUCCAAAUGUAUGGCUCUCUUGAUAGCGUUGAUACUGCCAGGUGGCUUUUUGACAAAUCCCCACAUAGGAAUUCUGUUUCUUGGACUGUGCUAGCCAGGUUGUACAUCAUGGAAAACAAACCUGGUUUGGCUAUUGAUAUGUUUAAUCAAAUGGUUGAGUCAGGGGCUGAGAUAGAUUCAGUGGCAUUGGCAACCGCAGUUGGUGCCUGUGGCAUGUUACAAUCGCUGCAACAAGGCAGGAAGCUCCACCAGAUUGCUACAAAUUGUGGAUUAGAGUUUAAUAUGCUGGUCAGCAAUGCCCUCUUGAAAAUGUAUAUCGAUUGUGGAAGUCUGAAAGCUGCUCGGGAAAUUUUUGAUCAAAUGCCAUCAAAAGAUGUCAUUUCAUGGACAGCAAUUAUUAAUGGGUGUGUAAAGAAGGGAGGGUUCAAUGACGGUCUUAAGUUGUUUCGGCAGAUGAUUAUGGAUGGUUUUAAACCUGACCCUUUAACAUUGUCUAGCAUUCUUCCGGCCUGUGCAAGGAUGACUGCACACAAGCAUGGCAGAGAAAUUCAUGGCUACCUGCUUAGAAACGGUAUUGACUUGAAUCUCGUGGUCCAGAAUGCUGUUAUGGAUAUGUAUGUGAAAUCAGGAUUCAUUGAAUAUGCUUCAAGGAUUUUCAGAGGGAUGAAGUGUAAAGAUGUGGUUUCAUGGACUGUGAUGAUAUUGGGAUAUAGUUUACAUGGACAAGGACAACACGGAGUUCAUUUGUUCCGCAUGAUAGAGACUAACUCGAGCACACAAACAGAUGAAGUCACAUACGCUGCUGUCCUCCAUGCUUGUCGCACUGCAUGCAUGGUUGAACAAGGAAAGUUUUACUUCAGUUGCAUUAAGGCUUCUAAAGCCGAAAACUCUUCUUUAAUGGUUGCGCUUCUAGCUCGUGCUGGACUCUUUGAUGAGGCAAGGAUCUUUAUUGAGGAACAUAAGCUUGAAAGACAUGUCGAAGUGCUGAGAGCACUGCUAGAUGGAUUGAGAAAUCACCAACAACCAGUACCGGGUAAGCGUGUCAUUGAGCAACUCUGCGAGUUGGAACCUCUUAAUGCAGACAACUAUGUGUUGCUCUCUAACUGGUAUGCUAACAGCGCAAGAUGGGACAUGGUUGAAAAGUUGAGGCAAACAAUAAGAGACAUGGGUUUGAAGCCGAAGAAAGCUUAUAGUUGGAUAGAGUUCCGAAAUAAAGUUCACGUUUUUGGGACGGGGGAUGUAUCCCACCCAAGAUCAGAGAGAAUAUUUUCAGAAUUACAGAGUUUAGUAAAGAAAAUGGAAGGUGAAGGAUAUCAACCUAAUCCAGAUUUUAGCUUUCAUGAUGUGGAGGAAGAACGGGAGUGCAUUCAAAUUGGGCAUAGUGAAAUGUUGGCAGUAUCUUUUGGGCUCAUCAGCACACAACCCGGUACAACAAUUCGUGUAAGUAAGAACCUCCGUGUGUGUCGCAAUUGCCACAAUUCUGCAAAGAUGAUAUCCAAGAUAGUAGGACGAGAAAUCAUACUCAAGGACCUAAAUUGUUUCCAUCAUUUUAGGGAAGGAUUUUGUUCAUGUGGAGAUUUUUGGUGACAUGUUAUAUAUAUAUAUUCAUCUGAUGUUUGGUAAUUCAGCUACUCAGAUCUUGAUUAGGUAGUUUGGAUCAAGGAAUUUGCAGAGAUCAUCGAGACAUCCAUGGAAUUGCAUUAUAUGAAUUCCAACUAAUAUUAGAUGCAACUCGAUAUUGAGGCAAAGCCAAGAGAGAGGAGCUCUAUGAGGUUGACCAUGCUGCCUUCCUAACUAGAAAUACAACAGGCAUCACACUGUCGUAAUGGAAGACAGCUCUGGUCUGGCCUAAGAGAUGAAAAUAAUAAAAAUAAUAGUAAAUAGCAAAAAGUUUCUGAUGUUGAGAAUUAGGUACUUAAGAGCCUGAUUUUACCAGAUGACAGGAACCGAUCCGUCGCUGCAAUAGGUUAGUUCCCUUGAAGGAACCCCACUGCGGGGCAGUGGCCUCUGAAGUUCUUAACUGUCCUCGAAGAACUCCAUGGACAUCUUUUUUCCAAGAACCUAGGCCCUAGAGCCAGAGGCAUCUUUGAAUUACUCACGUGUAAAAAGAAGUUCCCCAAUUUUAUUGACAAGACUAAUAUUACAUACAGUCACUUUUACGUA
This is a messenger RNA of Carya illinoinensis, 2838 nucleotides long. Its product is annotated as pentatricopeptide repeat-containing protein At1g15510, chloroplastic-like. The record is from RefSeq and is a predicted model, not a curated record. NCBI's taxonomy places the organism in Eukaryota, Viridiplantae, Streptophyta, Magnoliopsida, Fagales, Juglandaceae. Gene Ontology annotation, biological process: RNA modification. The transcript has a single exon. Gene Ontology annotation, molecular function: zinc ion binding; RNA binding; protein binding. Bases 262 to 2262 code for a protein of 666 amino acids.